Suillus clintonianus is the source of this 300-nucleotide messenger RNA. RefSeq lists its product as uncharacterized. NCBI's taxonomy places the organism in Eukaryota, Fungi, Basidiomycota, Agaricomycetes, Boletales, Suillaceae. The transcript has a single exon. The annotation marks the transcript as partial. The record is from RefSeq and is a predicted model, not a curated record.
GCGAUUUCGGCGCCCUCUACUCCAAGAGUGAAUGCGUUUUUGAAUGGCCGCAAUUUAGUUAGGGCAGCUCUCUCGCGCUCUUCCGUGGACGCAGAGACACUUUCGAAGGCCGUUGGUUAUGCGGUUGCGGAUAAAAGAAAAUCGGUCACUAAUGUGUCUUCCGUUGACCAGUCCCCAGAGCUUGAGUCUAGUCAUAGAAUGAAUGGUCAUUAUGGACGACCUGCUCGAGCUGAAAGCAUGUCAGCCAGCCGUGGCACUUCCGUUAGCAGUCACGACGAGGAGCUUGCUGGUCAUUUGUGA